Molecule: messenger RNA, 744 nt
Organism: Prunus mume (Japanese apricot)
Lineage: Eukaryota; Viridiplantae; Streptophyta; Magnoliopsida; Rosales; Rosaceae
Biological process (GO): photosynthesis
Cellular component (GO): photosystem II; membrane
Source: RefSeq, a predicted model, not a curated record
UCCAGUUUCAAAAGGGAGAGGAUCAAAUCCAGGGGAUAACCUUAUCCUUCAAACCCAGGUAGAGAUUUUGCCACAUAGGUCAACUCUGAAGAGACACAUCAGCUGAAAAUCUCUAAUUUCCACCCCCCAUUUCAUUGCCUCCACUGCUCAUCCAAUAUCUAAACUCCAAGCCCAACUCCAAAUAUACCAACACCUACACUUGCAUUCUAGGCAAAGAGAAAAUCCAUUAGCUAGCACCAAAAGAAAUGGCUUCUGCUUCAAUGGCUAUCCCACUGAUGUCUGCCACCCAAAACAGACUAAACCAGUCUAACUCUGCAUCACUGUUCAAAUCAGUCCCAGUCAGGCCAUCAAAGAAGGCUGCUUUUGUGAAGCCAAAGUCCAAAGGCAUGCUUAAGGUGGAGGCAUCUUUCAAAGAAAAGGCAGUGACAGGCCUAACAGCAGCUGCACUGACAGCCUCCAUGGUGAUACCUGAGGUAGCUGAGGCUGCAGGCUCUGGCCUCACACCCUCUCUCAACAACUUUUUGCUUAGCAUUGCUGCUGGUGGAGUUGUGCUUACAGCCAUUAUAGGAGCUGUUGUUGGGGUCUCUAACUUCGACCCAGUUAAGAGAACCUGAAGGAGAGGUUGAAAAUAUUUCCUCAAUUAUCUGUCUUUUCUGUUUUCUGUAUCUUUAGUAUGAUGUGCAACUCUGGAUGAUUGUAUGAAAUAUGUUUUUCAAGUGAAUAGAUUUUGAUUGUUUAUAACAA